Messenger RNA from Drosophila persimilis, 654 nucleotides. RefSeq lists its product as uncharacterized. The record is from RefSeq and is a predicted model, not a curated record. The transcript has a single exon. Gene Ontology annotation, molecular function: RNA polymerase II cis-regulatory region sequence-specific DNA binding; DNA-binding transcription factor activity, RNA polymerase II-specific. Gene Ontology annotation, biological process: regulation of transcription by RNA polymerase II. Lineage: Eukaryota; Metazoa; Arthropoda; Insecta; Diptera; Drosophilidae. Gene Ontology annotation, cellular component: nucleus. Bases 1 to 654 code for a protein of 217 amino acids.
AUGUUGGCCGGGAUGCAUUCACCCGGAUCGCCUUCAGCUCAGUCACAGGCACCGCCGCCGACGCCCUGCAAAUCGCCCAUCCUGGACGUGACCGAGACCCUGUCGGUUCAUAGCGAGAUGGAGCUGGAACUCGAACCGAAAAAAGCGUUGUAUUCCUUUGGAGCCCCGCACAGUCACGGUCACAGCCACAGUCAUAGCCUACGUCUGCCGGGCCUCAGUAUUCCCAACCUGAUCAAUAGCAAGAAUUCCACUCUGCCCGCCUUCGAGUACAUCGCUCCGCCGAACCACGCCCUGCAGGCCCUGGAGUUUCCCCUGAUGGAGUUGAACCAUCGUGUGGGUGUUGGUGUUGUUGGCGGCAUGUUUCCCGGCUUCUUGCACCGACGGUCGCGCGGCGAGAAGCGACCGAUUCCGGAUGCCCAGAAGGAUGCCAAGUACUAUGAGCGGCGCAAGCGGAACAACGAGGCGGCGAAGAAGUCACGGGAUGCCCGCAAGAUCCGAGAGGAUCGCAUUGCCUUUCGGGCCGCUCUUCUCGAGCAGGAGAACUCCAUUCUACGGGCUCAGGUGCUGGCCCUACGCGACGAAUUGCAGACGGUGCGGCAGCUCCUGGGUGCCACCGCCGCCGGUGGCCUGCUCUCGAUGCCUCGCCAGAUGUGA